Passer domesticus (house sparrow) is the source of this 1607-nucleotide messenger RNA. RefSeq lists its product as uncharacterized. The transcript is spliced from 9 exons. NCBI's taxonomy places the organism in Eukaryota, Metazoa, Chordata, Aves, Passeriformes, Passeridae. The record is from RefSeq and is a predicted model, not a curated record. Bases 1 to 1230 code for a protein of 409 amino acids.
AUGGAGCGGGAGAGGAAGGAGCCGCUGCCGCCCCAGCGCCACCGGCACGAGUUCCCCCAACUUCGGGGACCUGGAUCAAAGCCCACUCCCCCCUCCAAGAAGGCAGCUGCCGCGCUUACCUGGCGGCGGGGCCGCGGAGCCCCGCGCUGUCCCCGCGCUGUCCCCGCGCGGUCCCCGCGGCCGCAGCCCGGCGUGCGGAGCCCCGCGCUGUCCCCGCGCUGUCCCCGCGGCCGCAGCCCGGCGUGCGGAGCCCCGCGCUGUCCCCGCGCUGUCCCCGCGCUGUCCCCGCGCGGUCCCCGCGCGGUCCCCGCGGCCGCAGCCCGGCGUGCGGAGCCCCGCGCUGUCCCCGCGCUGUCCCCGCGCUGUCCCCGCGCUGUCCCCGCGCGGUCCCCGCGCUGUCCCCGCGGCCGCAGCCCGGCGUGCGGAGCCCCGGAGCCCCCGGCCCCUCUCGCUGCAUUCUGGGAAGCGGCGCCCAAAAACGGGGCCGCGGUGCCCUCUGGUGGCACCUCCCGCGCCCUCGGGGGGGAAGGGGACCCGACCCGCAGGGUGAUUUGGGGCUCUAACAGGAUAAAUGGAUAUCGCUGUGUGGAUAGGCAGAACCCAAAACACCUCUGGAAAAGAAAUGGGAAGCACUGGUUUGGAGAGGAAGGGGAGAGGUUGGGGCACAUCAGCUCUUGGGGUGAAACUCGUGGCUGGAGGCAUCUCCUCUCCUCUGUGCCCAGGCUGCUUGGAAAGGUAAUUAAUGCCUCUCAGUUUGCAUCAGGAUCCACUCACGUAAUUCCUGAGAUUAUUUCUGGCAGGAGAAGCAACUGCAGGUCACGGACAAGACCUGGAAAAGACUCACCUGUGACAGGAGGGGAAUUGCUGAGGGACUCUGAGGACAGCCAGAGGCACAGCAAUCAGCUCCAGGUGGCAGCUCGGGCACAGACAAUCCAGUGGAGCACAGGGAUGGAAUUUGUGGAGAUUACAGAGGCUGGAAACAUUUCUGUGGAACAUCCAGGAUUAGUGCACGGCCAUAUCUUUAAAUUGGAGAAGAAACCACAACAAGGGCAGGAGCUGGCAGAGCUGAGACAAAGCUGGCCCCAAAACUGCAAUGGGGUGUUAAAGUGCGUCAGGAAUGUGAUCGUGACUGAAACACCCCCGCCCCUAAUCCCAGCCCGGGGGUCUGAACUGGCCUCGGCUCCCAGGGCAGAUGGAGCAGAGCAGCAGCUCCUGAAGUUUCACCCCUGAACUAUCUCUCUAAAAAGAGAGACCUGAAGCAGCAGCAGUAAUUAGUGAGAGGAGUUAUUUCACCACCAGCCAUGCAAGACUCAGCAGAAGGCUUCCAACCCAAACAACCGCCCAAGUGCCAGACAGCUCCCUCAGAUCGAUCAGUCAUCCUGUCCUCGGCUUGGAUUUGGCAACAAAAACCCCCAAACAUCCCCGGCACUGCUGCUCCCAGACCUGUUUGCUGCUCCCUGCCUGUGGAACGCUGGUGCUGGAGAGGUCUGUUCGUGUAAAAGGACCCAGAGCCCGAGAUCUGCCAGAGCUCUGUGUUUGCUGGAAGGGUGCCCGGCGUCCACGAGUGCCGAUACUGCAGGGAGAUUAAGUCUAGAAAGUCUUUCUUC